Messenger RNA from Drosophila simulans, 678 nucleotides. It is a transcript of the gene DENR, whose product is annotated as density-regulated protein homolog. Bases 39 to 608 code for a protein of 189 amino acids. The transcript has 4 exons. The record is from RefSeq and is a predicted model, not a curated record. Gene Ontology annotation, biological process: formation of translation preinitiation complex; translation reinitiation. Gene Ontology annotation, molecular function: mRNA binding; translation initiation factor activity. NCBI's taxonomy places the organism in Eukaryota, Metazoa, Arthropoda, Insecta, Diptera, Drosophilidae.
ACGAGCCUAAACAAAAACGGCAGUCAAUCCGAUCCGCAAUGACGAACGAAGAUGUGGGCACCAACAGCGUCGCCGACCGCCUGCAGGUGGGUCCGCGCGAAGGCGUCACCUAUCCGAUCCAGAUGAAGUACUGUGGCCACUGCACGAUGCCCAUUGAGUACUGCGAGUACUAUCCGGAAUACGAGAAGUGCAAGGACUGGCUGGAGCUCCACAUGCCGGAUGACUUCGAGCGACUAAAGAUCGAGGAGGAGGCUGCCGCCGCCGACGGAACGGAUGACGACAAGAAGCGCCAAAAGCGUGGUGGCAAGGGACUGCUGCGCGUCAAGAAGAAGGAAGACGUACCCAAGCGUAUCUGCGUCUCGCGGGCGGCACGUGGCAAGAAGAAGUCCGUGACCGUGGUCACAGGAUUGAGCACUUUUGAUAUUGAUCUCAAAGUGGCCGCCAAGUUCUUUGGCACAAAGUUUGCCUGCGGCUCCUCGGUGACCGGAGACGACGAGAUCGUCAUUCAGGGCGACGUCAAGGAUGACUUGUUCGAUGUCAUACCCGAGAAAUGGGCCGAGAUCGAUGAGGACGUCAUCGAGGAUUUGGGCGAUCAGAAGCGAACAUAAAUAAUUUACUUUUUUUUUUAGCUUAUUUUAUACGCUACAUCAACAUAAAUAUAUGAAACGUUAAACGUAA